Messenger RNA from Rangifer tarandus platyrhynchus (Svalbard reindeer), 333 nucleotides. The record is from the annotation of a GenBank genome assembly. Lineage: Eukaryota; Metazoa; Chordata; Mammalia; Artiodactyla; Cervidae.
AUGCUCAAAGCCUCCCUGCAGCCUAGCCUGCUGGAGCCGUUGUUUCCCCCGAGGGUGAGCUGGAUGCCAGGCUCACUCCAUCCCCAGGAGCAGUACUUAGGGGCUAGGGGAAGUGGGCAGGAAGGAGGGAGUGUCCAUCCAAGGCUAUGUUCUGAUCUGGUCACCCAUCUGGGCUUGCACCUGCCUGGACCUUCUGAGGAGACUUCAUGGGAUGCCUCAGGCUCCUCCUCUCCAGGGAGGGAGGAGAGGGGAGCAUCUGGGUGUUGCUCUCAAGCCCACGGGCCUGCUCCACGGGGCACUGACUCUCUGGCUUUCCACGUGUGGAGCAUGUGA